AUGUCUGAGGCCAUUUAUGACAAGCCAGAUAUGACCAAGAAGGUCAAGUUUGACAAAGGUGAAGCUGAGGAGAGGAUUGUGGACAUCUACGUCAUUGCAGACACCCUGAGGGACCAUGAGACCAGUGUGAAGCCCACUCCUAGUGGAGAGGAAGAGUAUGACGCAUGGGCUGAGCAAACCACCCAUUUUCUAGAGGAAUGGCAGUGCACCGACAAUGUGAAAAAACAGAGAAUAACAGAAAGUCUUAAAGGGCCUGCUGCUGACAUUGUGAGGUUCUUUAGGACCGGAAACCCCCAUGCUACAGCGAUCGAAUACAUGAAGGCUCUAGAAACCGCAUUCGGUACCACCGAAAGUGCACCUGAUCUCAUGGUAAGGUUCAGAAACACAUUCCAGAGUGAAGGAGAGAAGCUUUCAGCUUACCUGUUGAGACUUGACAAAUUGCUGCACACUGUAUAUCGAAAAGGAGGCAUUGAGCUGUCAGAGAUGAAUCGCACACGCAUUGGCCAAGUAGUGAGAGGUGCAUCCUCACAUGACAUGGUUGCGCUUCGUAUUCGCAUGACCUAUAAGCUGCGUGAUCCACCAACCUUUACUGAGCUGCUGCAGGAAGUAAGGGAGGAGGAGGACAUGAUUCAAGACAGGAACACAACGAAGAGUGUUGUGAAGUCAUCAGCUGUUGCUCCUGUUGCUACAGUUUGUGAAGAAGCUAAUACUGAGAUAGAAGUGCUGAGAAAAGAGCUAAAAGGUUUGAAAAUUGAAAUGACACGUCUCAUGUCUGCUAACGUCACAGCAGCUCACUCUGACACAAAAAGGUCAGAUGUUGCAUUUAAAAGCAAAAAGAAAAGGGUAAAUCCAUCACAAGAACAGACACAGGCCGACAGAAACCCUGGAGUGUUCUGUUAUAGAUGUGGAGAAGAUGGCCAUUUCAAGAGAAACUGUGAAGGUGAAGAGAACUUGAGGAAAGUCAACACACGCCUGAUCAAACAAAAACGGUCUAUGGGAAACUACAGAGGGACCCAGUAA
Coregonus clupeaformis (lake whitefish) is the source of this 1020-nucleotide messenger RNA. RefSeq names its product paraneoplastic antigen Ma3 homolog. The transcript is spliced from 2 exons. Bases 1 to 1020 code for a protein of 339 amino acids. NCBI's taxonomy places the organism in Eukaryota, Metazoa, Chordata, Actinopteri, Salmoniformes, Salmonidae. Gene Ontology annotation, molecular function: zinc ion binding; nucleic acid binding. The record is from RefSeq and is a predicted model, not a curated record.